AUGCAAAUCAUUGAGAAUGGCACUGGUGGAUUCAACGAACAAGGCGGUCGUGGAAAUGGGCACCCCGGAGAUAAUCCGUUCUACAGCAACAUUGAUAGUAUGCCCGACAUUAGACCGAGAAGGAAAUCCAUACCACUUGUUUCCGAACUUACAAUGGCUGCGACUAAGAGGAACGCUGGAUUGACAUCAGCUGUGCAUCGAGCGACUUUGAACGACGAGGAACUAAAGAUGCACGUCUAUAAGAAGACGUUACAAGCGCUUAUCUAUCCCAUAUCAUCAACCACGCCUCACAACUUCGUUCUUUGGACGGCGACUUCACCAACAUACUGCUAUGAAUGUGAGGGCCUACUUUGGGGAAUUGCUAGGCAAGGUGUCAGGUGUACAGAAUGCGGUGUCAAGUGUCACGAAAAGUGUAAAGAUCUACUCAACGCCGACUGCUUACAGAGGGCGGCGGAAAAGUCCUCGAAGCACGGCGCCGAGGAUAAAGCCAACUCCAUCAUCACGGCGAUGAAGGAACGGAUGAAACAACGCGAGCGCGACAAACCGGAGAUCUUCGAGCUGAUCAGACGCGUGUUCAGCAUGGAGUCAGAGGGCCAUUCGACGCACAUGAAUACGGUGAAGCAGUCCGUCCUCGACGGUACAUCAAAGUGGAGCGCCAAGAUCGCCAUCACAGUUAUUUGCGCCCAAGGUUUGAUCGCGAAGGAUAAGAGUGGUACCUCGGAUCCCUACGUUACCGUCCAAGUUAGCAAAGUAAAGAAAAGAACAAGAACAAUGCCGCAAGAGUUAAACCCCGUAUGGAAUGAAAAAUUUUACUUCGAAUGCCACAACUCAUCCGACCGAAUUAAAGUCCGCGUUUGGGAUGAAGACAAUGAUUUAAAAUCAAAACUCCGCCAGAAAUUAACAAGGGAGUCCGACGAUUUCCUGGGACAAACGAUAAUAGAGGUGCGAACAUUAUCCGGUGAGAUGGACGUGUGGUACAACUUGGAAAAACGAACAGAUAAAUCUGCCGUAUCAGGCGCCAUUAGACUUCAUAUCAACGUGGAAAUUAAAGGGGAGGAAAAAGUGGCGCCGUAUCAUGUUCAGUACACUUGUCUUCAUGAAAAUCUUUUCCACUACCUUUGUGAAGAAAACGGCGGAGCAGUGACGCUGCCGGCAGCGCGGGGAGAUGACGCAUGGAAAAUUUACUUCAAUGAAAAUCCAGAGGAAAUCGUAGACGAGUUCGCUAUGAGAUACGGCAUCGAAUCCAUUUACCAGGCUAUGACGCAUUUCCACUGUCUAUCCACAAAGUAUCUUUGCGCGGGAGUUCCAGCUGUUAUGUCGACGCUGUUAGCGAAUAUCAAUGCUUAUUACGCACACACAACUGCCUCCUCUGCUGUUUCAGCGUCAGAUAGAUUCGCAGCAUCCAAUUUUGGGAAAGAAAAGUUCGUGAAACUCCUCGACCAGCUCCACAACUCGCUUCGUAUCGACCUCUCGAUGUACAGGAAUAAUUUCCCCGCGUCGAGCGCUGAAAAACUUAUGGACCUCAAGUCUACCGUCGAUCUUUUGACGAGUAUAACUUUCUUCAGGAUGAAGGUCCAAGAGCUGAGUAGCCCUCCGCGAGCCAGUACAGUGGUGAAAGAUUGCGUGAAAGCGUGUUUGAGAUCAACAUAUCAAUUUCUCUUCGAAAAUUGCUACGAACUCUUUAACAGGGAAUUUCAAGUGGACCCCAACGAAGCGAAAAGGGACCCUUCGGAUCACGGCCCCCAACUGGACUCAGUGGAUUUUUGGCACAAACUUAUCGGUCUUAUCAUAUCUGUCAUAGAGGAAGAUAGAAACAGCUACGCGCCCGUCUUGAAUCAGUUUCCACAGGAGCUUAAUAUUGGACAGUUAUCAGCAGCCACGAUGUGGUCUCUUUUUGCUGUCGAUAUGAAGUAUGCGCUCGAAGAACAUGAACAACACAGACUAUGUAAAUCGUCCGCUUACAUGAAUUUACAUUUCAAGGUAAAAUGGCUGUAUACUGAAUAUGUGAAAGAUGUUCCACCAUAUUGUGGAGCGGUACCAGAAUAUCCAGCUUGGUUCGAGCCUUUCGUGAUGCAGUGGCUCAAUGAGAAUGACGAUGUAUCUCUUGAAUACCUGACUGGCGCUUUCAACAGAGAUAAGAGAGAUGGAUUCCAAAAAUCGAGUGAACACGCCCUCUUCAGUAAUUCAGUAGUGGACGUCUUCACCCAAUUGACGCAGUGCUUCGACGUGGUCUCCAAGCUUGAAUGUCCUGACCCAGAGAUUUGGAAAAGGUAUAUGAAGAGGUUUGCCAAGACCAUUGUCAAGGUACUGGUGGCAUAUGCUGAUAUCGUUAAGAAGGAAUUUCCUGAACAUCUUAAGGAAGAAAGAGUGGCGUGUAUUCUAAUGAACAAUAUUCAACAACUUCGCGUUCAACUGGAAAAAAUGUUUGAAGCGAUGGGCGGUAACAAGCUUGAGAGAGAUGCGGCAGAUAUCCUAAAUGAUUUACAGCAAAGCCUGAACAGUACUUUGGAUGAACUGGCUUCGAUGUUUGCUAAUAGCUUAGAGACAAGAAUAACAGCGAGUGUAAAAGAACUAGGAGAACUGCUGCAGAAAGUAGGCGGCGGAGCAGCGCCAGGCCAGCCACAGCCACCUGCACAUCAUGAGGCUGAUGAAGUUCUUCGACCGCUUAUGGAUAUUUUGGAUGGUUCAUUAACGAUGUAUGCCGAGUCGUGCGAAAAGACGGUUCUAAAGCGGCUGCUGAAGGAGCUCUGGAAGAUUGUGAUGAAGAUUCUUGAGAAGACUGUCGUGCUUCCGCCGAUGACGGAUAAGACGAUGAUGCUGAAGAAUUUGACGAACAACGCAAAGAACUUGGCAGCGAACGCCAAGAUUGAAGACAUGACGCAAUUGUUCAAGAGUACAGUUGGCAAGCAGGACGUGAAGCAUGCCUUAUCCGGGGUGAUGGAUAUUUCCAAAGAGCACCUAUCAGCGGAGAAGAGUUUGACACCAAAGCAAUGUGCCGUUCUUGACGCAGCGUUAGACACCAUCAAGCAGUACUUCCAUGCGGGUGGUAAUGGGCUAAAGAAAACUUUCUUGGAGAAGAGUCCUGAGUUGCAAUCUCUGAGAUACGCUUUGAGUCUGUACACACAAACCACAGAUACGCUUAUAAGAACGUUUGUUACAAGUCAACAAAACCAAGAUGCUGCAGUGGCAGAAGAAGGGAGUGUGGGUGAGAUUUCGCUCCAAGUGGACCUCUUCACACAUCCAGGCACUGGAGAACAUAAGAUUACUGUUAAGGUUGUGGCAGCGAACGACUUGAAGUGGGUGAUAGCAAGUGGAAUGUUCCGUCCGUUCAUCGAGGUGAAUCUCAUCGGUCCUCACCUCGCUGACAAGAAGCGAAAAUUCGCCACUAAGUCGAAGAGUAACAACUGGAGUCCCAAGUUCAAUGAAACGUUUCAUUUCAUGGUGAGUGCGACGGAACAGCUGGAAUUGUUCGAGCUGCACGUUUGUGUACGAGAUUACUGCUUUGCAAGGGAGGACCGGCUGGUUGGCGUUGCUGUCAUGCGUCUAGCAGAUAUUGCUGAACAGGGAUCAUGCGCGUGCUGGCUGCCGCUCGGGACACGUGUCAAAAUGGACGAAACAGGAUGGACGAUACUUAGGAUCCUAUCGCAGAGGCAUAGUGACGAAGUAGCUCGUGAAUUUGUGAAAUUAAAGUCGGAGAUGCGAGCUGAAGCGCCGACUGGCACUCCGGGCCCUACGUGA
Messenger RNA from Leptosia nina, 3738 nucleotides. Lineage: Eukaryota; Metazoa; Arthropoda; Insecta; Lepidoptera; Pieridae. The record is from the annotation of a GenBank genome assembly.